GAACCGACAGAAUCAAACGACUCGUCACGGUGUACGUUCACGACAACAUCCGUUGUCACUUGAUUAAGGAUUUCGAGGAUUUUUAUUAAUCCUAUAUAAAAUCCACAGUAUCAAACAAUUAUGGCGCAAUAUUUGAACUGGAUCUAUGCGAUUGUACUAUUCGUACUAAUUGGUAUCGUUCGUCAUUCAUCAGCAACAAUAGCUCAACCUAGAGCUCCUAAUUUUCAAUAUUUCGAAAGGCCAAAGUACCGUUAUCCUUUCUACGAUGAAAAUGGAAGAGGUCGACUCCUUUACGGAUACGGAGGAUCAGACUUGUACCAGUAUAGAACCUACACAGCCUUAGAAGGAAUACACUGAUUAAAAGAUAUAAAAAAUA
This is a messenger RNA of Cephus cinctus (wheat stem sawfly), 376 nucleotides long. RefSeq lists its product as uncharacterized. NCBI's taxonomy places the organism in Eukaryota, Metazoa, Arthropoda, Insecta, Hymenoptera, Cephidae. The record is from RefSeq and is a predicted model, not a curated record. Bases 121 to 357 code for a protein of 78 amino acids. The transcript has 3 exons.